AAGCUGCGUUUCUCCCUGGUUGUCGAGAGUCCUCCAGUAUCCCACAAUGCCUUCGUUCCUUCUCUGACCUCUCGGCGAUUUCCGUUGCCUCCUAAAGUCGGUGUGUGUGAGUGUGUGUAAGUUGCAUGGUGGGACCGAUGGCCGCUUCAAAGCCCAUCGAACCUGAAGCCGGGUCCGGACUGCCCCGGUGGCAGCUGGCGCUUUUGGUCGGGACUCCCAUCGUGCUCGGGGUCGGAGCCGCGUACCUGUGGAGCAGGAGUCGGGGUCGGAGCCGCGGCAAGGAGCAGUCGAGUGAGCGUAAUGAGGAGAGGAAAACUCCCGAGGGCAGCGAGCAGGACAACAUGAGCCCUCUGGAUAAGGCGCAGGGUGCUAAGAACAGGGGGAAUAAGUUUUUCAAGGCUGGCAAGUAUGAACAGGCCAUCACUUGCUACACCGAGGCCAUCAUUCUGUGCCCGAAAGAACAGAAGAGUGACCUGUCCACCUUCUACCAGAACAGAGCUGCAGCAUACGAGCAGCAGGGCAAAUGGACCGAAGUGGUGGAGGACUGUUCUCAGGCCGUCGAGAUGAACCCGCGCUACAUCAAAGCUCUCUUUAGGCGCGCCAGGGCCUUAGAAAAACUAGACAACAAAAAGGAGUGUCUGGAAGAUGUGACAGCUGUAUGUAUACUCGAAGCCUUCCAGAACCAACAGAGCAUGCUGCUGGCAGACAAAGUGCUGAAACAGCUGGGAAAAGAGAAAGCCAAGGAAAAAUACAAGAACCGGGAACCUUUAAUGCCGUCACCUCAGUUUAUCAAGUCGUACUUCAGCUCCUUCACUGAUGACAUCAUAUCGCAACCCCUUCAGAAGGGAGAGAAGAAAGACGAGGACAAGGAUAAUGAGGGCGAGGCUGCUGAGGUCACAGAGAGCUCGGGCUAUCUGAAGGCCAAGCAGUACAUAGAAGAAGAGAACUACGAUAAGAUCAUUAGUGAGUGCACUAAGGAAAUUGAAUCUAAGGGCAGACACACUGCUGAAGCUCUGCUGCUGAGAGCCACUUUCUACCUGCUCAUCGGCAACGCCACCGCUGCCCAGCCCGACCUGGACCGAGUCAUCAACAUGCAGGAUGCCAAUGUCAAGUUGCGAGCAAAUGCUCUGAUAAAACGUGGCAGCAUGUACAUGCAGCAGCAGCAGCCACAGCUCUCCACCCAAGAUUUCAACAUGGCUGCUGAAAUAGAUGAGAGGAAUGCAGAUGUCUAUCACCACAGGGGACAACUGAAGAUCCUGCUGGACCAGGUUGAGGAGGCAGUGGCUGACUUUGACGAAUGUAUUUUGCUCAGGCCUGACUCUGCACUGGCACAGGCACAGAAAUGCUUUGCCCUGUAUAGACAGGCGUACACUGGAAACAGUCCGUCUCAAGUGCAGACAGCCAUGGACGGCUUCGAGGAUGUCAUCAGAAGGUUUCCAAAGUGUGCAGAAGGGUAUGCUCUUUAUGCCCAGGCGCUGACUGACCAGCAGCAGUUUGGAAAGGCAGAUGAAAUGUAUGACAAAUGUAUCGAACUGGAGCCUGAUAAUGCCACAACCUAUGUCCAUAAAGGGCUGCUGCAGCUCCAAUGGAAGCAGGAUGUGGACAUGGGCUUGGAUCUGAUUAGUAAAGCCAUUGAGAUUGACAACAAAUGUGACUUCGCCUAUGAAACGAUGGGAACCAUUGAAGUUCAAAGAGGCAACCUGGACAAGGCUAUAGAUAUGUUCAACAAGGCCAUUAACCUUGCUAAGUCUGAAAUGGAGAUGGCUCAUCUGUACUCGCUCUGUGACGCUGCUUACGCACAGACCGAGGUGGCCAGGAAGUAUGGGCUUAAGCCCCCAACAUUGUAACCCUCCGUCAUCAAUCCCACAUCUACUGCUGAGCCUGAGUACACAUGUCAUUUCCACGAACAUUUGAGUUAUUUCAUUUUUAUCUAGGGAGUUGAUCCUUUAACACAAAAGAGAGGGCCGGAGUCUCCUCUGGAGUCAAGCUAUCAUGCUUACCCCAUUGUAAUUAGGGUAAUGGAAUCAGGUGAGGAAAUCAAUGCGAGUAGUAAGUAGUGAGUUGAGUGGGGUAAAAGUAAAGAAAAAGCUCUCAGCUGCCUGGAAUUUAUGGUGAAAAUUAAUACCACCUUUUAUACAGCAUGCACAAAGCACUGGACUUGGUGUCACUUGUUGUGUACCCUUUCUAAUUUGAAACUUUAAAACAUCACAUUGUGUCAAAAAUGGUGUUGGUAAUUUCAAACAAAUUUCCCUGAGAGGUUUAAUGCUUUUGUAUUUUUUUAAAUUUUAUUUAGUCACUAACAUCUUUUGCAUUCAUAACUGUAUGCACACUGUUGGAAAAUGUAUGUGUUUUCUGAGCUUUUUGCUUGUUGGUAUGAGCAAUUGUUCCAACGUUCUAGGCAGUUUGGCUAUUGUCCCAUUAUAGAACUCGAUAUGCGUCAGUUAUAUUAACAUUGAAUUUGUUAAGUUCAGAACGCAGUCUUUCAGUUAAGUUGUCUAAGCCAUGUAUAACAAGUCUGUCACUUAGUUUGUCACCACUGUUAGACAUGUUGUGUUUAUAUAUCAUAAAGCUAUACAUUUUUUUUGUCCCAUAUACAGCCUAAUUUUCUUUUCUUUUUUUUAAAGUAGGGGAUUGCCUUUUUUCUUUUUAUAUUCUGUACAGCAUGAGUGUAAUUUCUCUAUAAAUAAAUAUUAAGAAGGCUCUCUUGCAGUAAUAAAGCCGUCCAGUUAGUUGCUUUCUUGAUAUGAGUGUAAUGAAAGAUUCGCUUGUGUGUCAGUAGACGUGAUGUACAGGUUGUUUCAUUUUAAAAGGGGAAAAAAAUAAAAUAAACCAAACUGCUAUAUAUCCACUAAACCAAUACAACUAGUUGUAAAGUCUCUUACUUAACCUGUACUCUAAAAUCGAAAAAUGUAUGGAGAUGUAACAGUGUCAAAGAAAAUGAUGUACAUUCCCCACUUCGCUGCUUUUUGCAGCAGUUCACCCAGUUUUUUUUUUCGUUUUUUUUAUUGCAAAAUAAACUCCUGCUCUCUGGUCAACUGAAAUAGUUUUUCACUAUGCAGAGCAAAUAAUCCGUGUCUGGUGGCUUCCGUGUAUUGAUUUAUUCAUGAAAAUCCCCUUUGAUGUGCAGAUUCCUGAACUCUUUAACCUUUCUCAAGAUAAAUGAGAAAUGUGGUUCUCAAAUUACAUGUAGCAGUAUUUGAAGGGCUUUCACUUUCCUUAGACCUGUGAAAAUUUGUGUUCAAGAAGCAUACAAAUAGUUUGAUAUUUAAUUAACACCUUUUUUGCAUUUUGCUGUUGUGAUGUGUAAGGGUUAAUGUGUAACCGAGAUACAAGCUUUCAGUACUAGUUUUAAUUUCUAAAAUUGCUCAUUUUAAAGCAAUUUGAGUGGUUUGAGGUAAUUUCUGUGGAUUUAUUGAUGUGAUCAUGGUUAGGAUGUUAAAUAUCAAGGGCCUAAUUUUCCACAUUCUGCCAAAGAAAACCCCAUUUCUCUGCAGUGCAUAUUAAAAUGUUUCUGAAGGUGUGUGUUUGAGGGUUUAUGCUCUAUACUGGUAGCCGAAUUUAUGUUCUGUAGAUGAUAUUAUUGUGAAAAUUGAGAACAUAUCCAUCUUGUUUUGCAAUCACAAGAGGGAACAUGAAUGGUAUCUCUGCAUGAAGGUUUUUGCUGCUUUGUCUGUGUUGUUGAGUUUGCUUGCUGAACACUGGCAUCACACUGCCAAAAGUUGGGGGUGGGGUGGCGGAUACAGACUGCCGCAUGUUUGCAAAUCAUUUAAGUGACUUCGGAUUUAAAUGUACCUGCUUUAAAUUACAUCAAGGUACUGCUCCUUGAGGUGACAGUUAUCAGUUGGAAACAUUUUAGAAGUACUGGUAAUGUUAGUGACGUGUAAUCCUAAUGCAACACAAACAAUAAAGAAAUAUUGAAAAUGUG
Clarias gariepinus (North African catfish) is the source of this 3925-nucleotide messenger RNA. It is a transcript of the gene tomm70, whose product is annotated as translocase of outer mitochondrial membrane 70 homolog A (S. cerevisiae). The transcript has 12 exons. Gene Ontology annotation, molecular function: protein binding. The coding region runs from base 126 to 1847 and encodes 573 amino acids. The record is from RefSeq and is a predicted model, not a curated record. NCBI's taxonomy places the organism in Eukaryota, Metazoa, Chordata, Actinopteri, Siluriformes, Clariidae.